GUUCUCUAUUAUGGAAGCUUCAGAAUAAUUUCAGAAAUGAAGAAGAAAUUUCAUAAUUUAUAUCAAAAUAAUCGAGCUUUAAAAUUAAGUUUUGACCAAAGUUCUAUUUAUACUAUACUAAACGGACUAAAUUUAGAUGAAAAUUUUCAAAAAAAUGAUCAUAUUGAGUCAUUAAAAAUUAUUUUUAUAAAUGAACAUAAUGAUUUAGUUUAUCAAUAUUCCUCACAUAUUUUAAAACUUCUAUCUGAUAUGUUCUUUGAAAAACAAGGAUUAGAAUUUCGCAAACAAAUAAUAUGCCUAUUAAGUCUGUUUGGAUUAAAGAUCGAGAUACAUAAUAAAAAUUUUGAACCUUAUAAGGAUUAUCCAUCAAAUUUAUAUCUUAAAUGGAUGUUUAAUAAACUAAGUUCAAAUUCAAAUGACGAAAAGAAAAUUGUUAUACUCUCUACUCUUUCCCAAAUUGUUGAUUAUAAUUAUUACAUUAAUAAUAAUACUAUCAUAAUUAUAUUUGACCAAAUAUUCAUAAAUGAAAAUCUAUUAAAGUUAUAUAGUGACACACAAUCAGAAAAUAUAUUCAUUACUUCAUCACAUAUUAUCAAUUCUUUAAUAAAAGUUAAUGGUGAAAAUAUAAAUUUAUACAUGAGUGAUAUCUUAGACCUAAUAAUCGGGUGGAAUUUAGAUUCAUCAAAACAUAUUCAUUUAUUAUUGUCAGAAAUAUAUAAAGAUGAGUCAUAUGUUGGAAAAAAUAAUUAUGAAAUUAAACUUAACAUAAUUAAAUUUAUGUUAUGUAACCUCGAAUAUAUAUCACAAUCCUUUAAAUUUGUGAAUUAUGAUAUUAUAGAGUUUAUAUACAACUUAUUGUCACAAUUUAUAGAAGAUAUUGAAUUAUUGUUUAAUGACAUAAUUAAUAUAUUUGAAUCAUUCUGUGAUAAUAUGACUCUGAUGGAUUUUAAAAAUGCUCAUACCAUAUUAUAUCAAAAAAAUGGAAAAAUUCAAACUUUAUUGAGCAACAAAGCCAAGAGUCAAAUUUGAAUAUCACAAUUUACUCAAAAAUUCAAAUGCACAUUAAAUUUUUUUUAAGUUUUUAUCAAAAAUUGUCUAAUAUACAAUAUAUGCAACCAACUCUUUAUAGAGUUAACAGCAUAAUAUAUUUAUGGUUAAAUAUUGUUGGUGAUCAAGGAUUUUUUGUUAUAUGGCCUUUAAUUCAUGGUUAUAUCAAGAAGUCACCUGAAUGGGUGAGGAUUGAAGAUCUGUUUGACAAAUGUGAUCACCAUAAUACAUUUUUUGUCGAUUUUAAAUUUAUAAAUAUUCUUAAUUUGAUAUCAGUAUGCUUAGAAAAUUUUGGAGAGUUUUUAGUAUCUACUGAAUUUUUUAAGCACUUACUUAAGACUUUUAACUGGAUAUUUAUAUCUGCCAAUGCUGAAAUCAUAUUUAAUGUUCAUACACUGCCUUUUAAAUCAUACUCAAUAUAUGUGGGAGAUAAUAUCUUUUAUCAAACUAAGUUUUCAAUAUAUAGUUAUAAAUAUCAGCCAAAUUACUAUGUAAAAGCCAUAGUUCAUUUUUAUAUAGUUAUAAUCUUACAUAUUGAUCAAUAUGCUCAGGAUAUCUCUGCAAAAACUCUAAAAUACAUUAUACAUAAUGUGAUACAACUUACCAAAAAAAUUAACCAAUCAUUUUGCAAUAAUCUUUAUAAAUGGUUGAUUAGUCUGCUCAUACUUACUUCUCUUUUUAAGGACUAUGAAAUCAUGUGCCAAAAAAAUCAAAAAAAUAAUACAGCCCUUAUAAUUUGUUUUGACCAGAUGAUUGAAUUAUAUUUUACAGUGUCUCUUAAAAUUUCAAAUCUCUCUAAAAUCAACAUAAAACCAACUCCUGAAUGGGAGCUUUUAAUGUACAACAUGGUACUCUCAUUAGAUAUAAUUUGGAAAAGUCAAGGAGAUUUCUUAGCCCAACAUUUAAACAACCAAUACAAAUGCGCAAAACGAACACUACAAAUAUAUGACCAUAUUUUCGGAGCUUUCGCGGUUAAUAAAAUUCGGUAUUUGACUUUAAUAGCAUUACAAAACCUUUACGACAAUUUGCUGGCAAUGCAUUUAAUUUCACCAAUUUACGACUCCGAUCAAAAUAAAACCAUACUUUGCUUAAUUAGCAAGAUGAUUUUUAAAUGCAGCAUAAUUCUAAGAUCCGAGUUUAAAUACAAUCAAUUUAAUGAUGCGAAUUUGAUUGAAAGCCUUCUUGAAGGUUGCGAUAAAAGCUUGAAACUCAACCAUUCUAUUCAAAUAAAAUACAAGCAUAUUCAUUCAUUGGCCCUUAGAAAAAUAAUAUUUGAAGUAAUAAUCAACGUUGCAUCUGAAUCGAAGAAUGGAAUGUAUUUCGUCACUUAUGACAAGCUCUUAGAUACAAUUAUAGACCAGGCAUUUUUUAUCGCAUUUUUAUGUGAAUACGUAAAACCUUUGUUAAAACUGGGUGGCGUUAACAUCGAUGACGACCAUUUAAUUUCUCGCAAAGAAGAUUUUAAUAUGUCUUAUCUAAUUCACGGUGAAGAAAGUUCAAUGGAUAAAUGUGAUUCUACUAUACAUACCCAAAAUUCAUUUGCAAAAAAUCUUUAUUUUGGUGAAGUUCAAUAUAAUGUUUUCAUCCAUUAUUUGUUAUAUGAUUGUUAUGACUUCUCAAAAAAAUUUGAUAUUGCUCAAAGCAACAUCACCACUUUUUUGGCCAAUAUUAUAUAUCAAAAUGUAGACGUUAGUACUUCGAAAGCCACGAAUAAUUUUAAUAUCAAAGAAAUUUCUUUAUGUUAUUCAAAAUAUUCGGCAAUUUAUUCAUUUUAUGAACUGACAAGUACGCAAUGUGACGAGAGGAAUGUAUCUUUAAAACUGUUUGAAGAUAUAUCAUGCAAUUUAUUUAAAUUUAUUGAAACUAACCAAAAUUUUUAUGAGAUGAAUGAAAAUUUUGAAGACGAUCUACCCGUUGGUACAGAACAUUGGUCUAAUACAUAUUAUCGAUGUUUAGCUCUUAUUAAUUUUUUCAAUUUUUUGGAAAAAUUAGUUUUGGGUGUCAUAAAUGAUAUAAAUAUGUACACUAACAUGCCAAUUAAUCCACCACAGUCUGUGAUCCAAUUUUAUAAAUCGAAUGAAUCCCUUUACGAUUCAUGGUUUAUAAAGAUUAAAUUUAUAAUAAUAAAAUUUUGUAAUUUGAUGGGACUUAAUCAUUUAUGCAUGCAGCAAUCUUUAGAAUAUUUAACGCAAAUUUUCCAACCUCGCCCAGAGUUUUGGAAUUUAGAAGCUUUAUCCCCAAAAACUAUAACCACUUUAAUCAACAAACUUAAGCCUAAUCAUAGUCUAAAAAAUUUCACUUACGAAUAUGUAUUAGAAGUAAUUCUUUAUUUGAUAAGUUCAUUAUCAGCCAUGGGUGAAAAUGAGACGAUAAAUUGUUUAUACUUAUUUAUCCUGACAAAUUUUGCUCAAACAUGUUCAAGUUUUCAAAACGACACAUUUCCUUUUGAUAUUAAAAGAUUUGAAAAUAUAUCAAAUAUUCAAUAUAUUAGUAAUUUAAGAGCUCAACACAGAUUUGAAGAAUGUAUAAAGCAAUGCACUACAAGUAUUUACAAAAUCUUCUCAAUUUUAAGUCAUCAAAAAAAGUUGGAUAUAAAUAUAGGCGUAAACUAUGAAGUUUUUGGAUUAAAAAUAAUUAACUCUACUUCAAACAAGAAUCAAAAUUUUAUUAUGAGUUUUAAUUCAAAUUAUGUGAAAAUAUAUUUGAAAUAUCUUUGUACUGAAGUCGAAGAAUGUUUUUUGAAUUUAGACGACAUAAAUGGAUACUUGAUUUGGUACAAAGAAUUUUCCACCAGUUUGACCAAAGAAUCAUUAGGAAAUAAAACAGAAUUAGAGGUGCUGUUUGGCGAUCUAUUUAGCGUUUCACGCAAUUUUAAUUACUCAAUAUUAACUGAAGUAGAUGAAAUGAAAUGUCACAAAAAAGAUAUUAUUAGAUUAGUACGAAUUAUAAUGAAUAGUAAUCUUGGAACCUCUCUAAAAGCUUACUCAGCAUUUAAAUUUUUAAAAUAUAAAAUAGAUAUUUUAAAAAACGAUGAUUUAAAUAAAGAUUCCUACCUGAACCAUUUUUUUAGAAAAAUCUUAUACAAAUUUUUAGUCAUGUACAAUUCCGAGAAAAAAAAUUUUACUUUAAAAAAUAUUUGUAACAUAUUGAUGGAAAUCUAUUCGCAUAAGAAAAGUUUUGGUGAAAUGAAGAUACUAAAUUUAUUAUACGAUUGUGACUUUCAAUUAAAUACUUAUUUGCAACUUGCUCAUGUGAACAUAAGUGAUAAAUGGCACAAUUUUUUACGAUUAAAAUGCUCUCAAAAACUUUUACACAGUCAAAACUACCUCAAAUUUUUGUUUUUGAAUGAUGAUUUGAAAAUUAUUGAUUUAUAUGAUGCUAAUAAUAAUGAUUCUUUUCUAUCAACUGAAUUAAACCUUACGAAUGAUGCCUAUUCAAGAAUUAGAAACAUAGUAUUUUAUAAUAUCAAAAUAAAUUUAAAAUGCCUGAAAAACUAUGACGAAAAUAAAUUGGAAUUGUUAUAUGAUUUAUUAGAUAUUUCGACCAAUUUUUUAUUCAUAUUCAAAAAUGAUAAUUAUUAUGGCCAAAACUAUAAUAUUAUAUGCGAAUGUUUCUAUGAAAUUUUAAUGUUCAUUCAAAAGUCACAGACCAAUUCUAAUAAAUGGAUUUUACAGCUGAAAUUUAUUAUGGCUGUUUAUAAAUUUUUGUUAAAAGACAAGGUGAUAUCGGGUUAUGAAAAUGAGAAAAUACAGAAAAACGAAGGGCAUUAUGUUGAAAAAUUUAUAAAAAUUUUCAUAGAAUUAACCAACAAUUUUAUAGAUGAUGAUGAUGAACAAUUGAAAAAAAGUUACAGUUAUAUAACAAUGAUUCAUUCUCGCUUGUCAAUUCAUUGCUUAAAUUUUUUUUUGUCUUUAAAACUUGCUAGAAAGCAGUUUCUUCCAAAAUCAUUGGAAAAAGAAUUAUUAGAAUACAUCAUUGAAUUAUCCAAUUAUUUUUAUACCCACGGAAAAACACAAUCAAAAUUAAAUUCGAAAUCAUUAUACUUUUGUACCCUUCAUGAAGAUUUAUUGUGUAUCAAUCAUCACCAACCGACACCAUCCCAGAUCGAUAAAGAAUAUCACAAAAAUAAGACAGAUAACAUUUUUGAAGAUGUGAUCAUCACUUAUAAUCAUAUUUUAUUUGAAAAUACUUUUAAAGAAAUAAUUAACAUUGAUAUUUAUGUUCGGCAUAUAUUCACUCAAUAUUUCUAUCAAUUCAGCUCAAAGUUGAGUUAUAUAGACGUUGCAAUUAAUCAUUUUGAUCUCUACAAAGAAUCCGUCCUCUCACACUUUAGAUAUUACAUCAAAUUAUUGACCUUAUAUUUUGAUAUUCAACAUAAAUUAGAUUUCAAAAUUGAAUCAUUUAUUUUUCUCUCCAUAUCAAGACUCAUCAUGAUUGCCCUUCAACAUUGUGUACAUUUAGAAAAGGAUCUGGCAAAAUUAUUUUUUAAAAUUCCUCUGGAUCUAUUAAAAGAUUUCACUCCUAUAUUCCUAUCAUACAUCAAAUGCAGCCCUUAUGCGUAUAUUCGCAAAAUUUGCUAUUCAAUAUUGAAAAGGUUCGCUCAUAGUUCAACUCACUAUCCAUUCAUUAUAUAUGGCAUCAUUUUGGAAUUAUUAUCCCAUGAUGUCUAUAGGUUAUACGUUUUAAACCGUCAACCGGUAUGUUAUCUUUGGCUAUAA
Messenger RNA from Gordionus sp. m RMFG-2023, 5765 nucleotides. RefSeq lists its product as uncharacterized. Bases 1056 to 5765 code for a protein of 1569 amino acids. The transcript has 29 exons. NCBI's taxonomy places the organism in Eukaryota, Metazoa, Nematomorpha, Gordioida, Chordodea, Parachordodidae. The record is from RefSeq and is a predicted model, not a curated record.